UAAGUCGUUUGAUAAAGUAUAGAUUAUAAACCUACACCCCCUUCAAAAAAGAGGUAUCGUGUCAUAUUAUUCCUGGAACAGCAUAUCAUUCAUAAUCAGAUCUGUCCUUUUCAACUUUACAGUGUAAUCUACCACGAACCCGCCAAGUUUUACGCGUUUACUGCUGCAACAAUUUAAUAAAACCAUUAAACUGCAUUUGUAUCCGUUUUACGUUAAAACUCGACGCCGCCCCUCUGCAGGAUUUGCACAGGAAAUGUCACAUGUAAAAACGGACCAUUGCACUACGCUGUCCUGGUUUUUAUCCGCGUCCGAGCCUAAGUUUGUUUAGUCAUAAUAAUAUUAUUCUUUGGCCAUUGUACCCGGAGAUUCUGACAGCCAGAGAUUCUUCGUAGGACUGGACGGGAUGGAAUCCUGUACGAGCCGGAAUAAGGACAGAAUAUAACUGAGCGUUUCCCCCUUGCAGUAUCGUUGUUUUAUUGGAAGAGCAACCAUAGGCUAAUCAUAAAUACAAUUUUUAUUUCAUAAUUACAAAUUUUAUUUCCUAAGGUGAACCAUAGUGCAGACGUUUUUUUUCAUCGCUGGUCUCUAUUUGCUACCAUUUCAAAAUAUUACAGGUGCGAAAGUGCUAGUUUUGCCCUGUUGAAGUAUCGAAGACACUUCUGCGUGGUAACUGGGCACACCUUCGCAGAAACAGAACAUUUGCCAUUGGCCCUGACUGAUCCGAAGACAUGAGCGCAGCAGAGAAGCCGCCGCUACUCCAGCUCACUUGGCGCGAGAUCCAAGAGAAGGGCGGUAGGUCCGAGGAAAGAUGGCUUGUGAUUGACAGGCUUGUGUAUGACAUCACCCAUUUCCGAUGGCGUCACCCAGGAGGAUCCAGACUCAUCGGACACUACGCUGGCCAGGAUGCAACGGAUGCGUUCAAAGCCUUCCACAUUGACAGCCAGCUUGUGAGGCGCUACCUGAGGCCUCUGCUUAUCGGAGAACUGGGCCCCCAAGAGCCCAGCCAGGAACCCAGCAAGGAUCGGUCGCUGGUGGAGGACUUUCGACGGCUGCGGGAGGUAGUGGAGGGCUUGGGGCUGCUGGGACCAAGGCCGCUGUUCUUCGCUGGCAUGCUGCUGCACAUCCUGGCUCUGGAUGUGGCUGCCUGGCUCAUACUGUGGCUGUGGGGCACCAGCUGGGUGCCCUUCAUUGUCACUGCUAUCCUGUUGGGCACUGUACAGGCUCAGGCUGGCUGGCUUCAACAUGAUUUCGGACAUCUUUCAGUGUUUGGGACGUCCCGCUGGAACCACCUGGCACACCGUUUUGUGAUUGGACACCUCAAGGGGGCCCCUGCUAGCUGGUGGAACCAUCUGCAUUUCCAGCACCACGCCAAACCCAACUGCUAUCGCAAGGACCCUGACGUUAACCUGCACCCUCUGCUGUUCACUCUGGGAGCUACACUAUCCUUUGAGUUGGGAACACAGAAGAAAAAGUACAUGCCUUACCAGCAUCAGCACAAGUAUUUCUUCCUCUUGGGGCCUCCAGCUCUCAUCCCCGUGUACUUCCAGUGGUACAUCUUCUACUUUGUAACAAAGCGUCGCCAGUGGCAGGACUUGGCCUGGAUGAUGUCAUUCUAUAUUCGGUUCACCCUCUGCUACUUGCCUCUUCUUGGCCUGCCUUCAUUCAUCGCCCUGUUCUUCCUGGUCAGGGUUCUGGAGAGUCACUGGUUUGUGUGGGUCACUCAGAUGAACCAUAUCCCAAUGCACAUUGACCGAGACCAAAACAAAGACUGGGUGACCAUGCAGCUUGAGGCCACCUGCAAUGUGGAGCAAUCCCUCUUCAACGAUUGGUUCACUGGGCACCUGAACUUCCAGAUUGAACACCAUUUAUUCCCCACCAUGCCAAGGCACAACUACCACGCUGUGGCUCCUCUUGUGCGGUCUUUCUGUAAGAAACAUGGCCUGUCCUACCAGAACAAGAGCCUCUACACCGCCUUCGCUGACAUCAUCCGGUCACUUAAAUCCUCUGGCGAGAUUUGGAUGGAUGCUUACUUGCACAAAUGAGAGAUCACAUGACAUCUCUCUAACAAAUAAGAAGAAAAGAAAAACAGAAGUAACUGACACUGCCUCUCGAAAUGACAAGAAUGAAAAGAAAAACCACAAAGCCUCUAACCCAAACUCCCACAUCCUGUUCUCCACCCUAGAUGCUCUCUUAGUACUGUUAAAGGUGCAGUGCCUAAGUUUGUUUUUACAGCACUUUUGUUCAUACUUGGUUAAAUUUCCU
Molecule: messenger RNA, 2262 nt
Organism: Anguilla rostrata (American eel)
Lineage: Eukaryota; Metazoa; Chordata; Actinopteri; Anguilliformes; Anguillidae
Product: acyl-CoA (8-3)-desaturase-like
Exons: 13
Coding region: 729-2042 (437 amino acids)
Biological process (GO): lipid metabolic process
Cellular component (GO): membrane
Molecular function (GO): oxidoreductase activity, acting on paired donors, with oxidation of a pair of donors resulting in the reduction of molecular oxygen to two molecules of water
Source: RefSeq, a predicted model, not a curated record